Messenger RNA from Maniola jurtina (meadow brown), 8627 nucleotides. It is a transcript of the gene Sptz, whose product is annotated as zinc finger FYVE domain-containing protein 26 homolog. NCBI's taxonomy places the organism in Eukaryota, Metazoa, Arthropoda, Insecta, Lepidoptera, Nymphalidae. Gene Ontology annotation, cellular component: midbody; lysosomal membrane; centrosome. Gene Ontology annotation, molecular function: phosphatidylinositol-3-phosphate binding; metal ion binding. The transcript has 18 exons. Bases 207 to 7034 code for a protein of 2275 amino acids. Gene Ontology annotation, biological process: double-strand break repair via homologous recombination; mitotic cytokinesis; regulation of cytokinesis. The record is from RefSeq and is a predicted model, not a curated record.
UUUGCAUAUUCGUGGUCUGUGGUUUGCAUUGUAGUAGGAAGAAAACAAGGAAUUAUUUACUAAAAUAAAAUAAACAUAAAACCAAGUAAUAACUCAAGUAAUUUGUUACGGUGAUUACAUAUUAUAUUAGUGUGAUGUUAUUUUAUUUUACCCUGAUCUAAGUUACAGCAGUCGUAAGGCACGAGGUUUAAGACAUACUUACCAAAAUGAAGGAGGAGGAGUUGAAAUAUAACCUCCGUCUGCUGGAUGAGUUGACAGUGGACAUUUUUAAGGAAAUCUUGCAAAUAUUCUACGCUACAGAAGAAUCCCAACCAGUCAAAGAACUAUCUGACCAGGCAUUAGAAUUUCUCGGAAAAAAUCUAAAAAGCAAUCCGGUGACGACCUCUACAGUGCUAAAUUUUCUGCAAUCUCAUACAACUGACACAAACGAGUUGCAUAAAAUACAAUUGCUCUAUUUAGACGUUUUGAAAACUGAGCUAACAAACAACUGUCCAGAUAGAGUGAUAACCAUUUUAUCAUUAGCGAGAUGGGAUGAUAAAUUGCAAUCCAUAUUUGUCAAUGAUAUAUUCAAACAUUUCUCUUACGAUAUAUUUCGACAGCAUAGAAAGCAAAUACUCAUUAGCUUAGUGACUCAUAGCAAACCUGAACUAAUAAACAUAGCAUCGGACAUGAUGCACAAAAAUGAGUCACAGAAGCAUUUCAAGCUCACAGCUGAAUAUAUGAUAGAGUUAUGCUACCAGGACAAAACACACUGGCUCUUGAAAGCUGCGCAAAUAUACAAACAGCAGUUGCAAGAUAUGAAAAACGUUACUUUCGAAAUUAAUAAUUUCACAAAGCAAAUCCUUAUAAUGGUGCUCAUUGAUCUCACAAAUUCUCCCGAAACAUACGAUCUACCGUCACUAGUCAAUCAAUUGACCAAUAUUUUCUCAAUUCUCGAUACAUACACGACUACAGAUCAUCAGUUACAGUUUUAUAUGACUGAGGUUAAAAGGGAAUUGACUGUUAUAAAGUUUUGUCUAGAAAAUAACUGUAAAAUAAUGUCUACGUCUAUAUUUAGUCAAGUGCUAAGCCAAAGCGCCCUGACUGUUAUAUCCCAGGUGUGCAGACUUUCCAAAGUCGACAGAUACAAAGUUUCGAGGCUAUUAAAUACAAACAAUGAUUUUAUAACCGAGUUGUUAUCAUUGAGUGGCAAAAAAACUGAUCAAAGUAGUACUAACUGGGACAUUUCGACAUACAACAGCUACUGUGCGAUAACCAAAGUAAUAGAUGCAAUAUUGAAUUCAUCCGAAAGUCUUGACAACACGCAAGAAAUGAGCACAUCGUUGGACGAUAUCAAACGAUUAGUCUUAUCAAUUCAACCUUUGCAAUAUUGUAUCGAAGUCAUAGAGACUAUAUUCGCGUGUUUAUUUCUGAGAUACGAAUACUUUUCUUGCUACGAACAUAACCAGGAAUUCCCUUGUGGCACGCAUUCGGAAUGCUCAUAUUUUUAUUCGAAAAAGCAGAACAAAAACUCUACAAACAUAAACAGUUCUAGUACAGGGUUCAUGUGCAAUGCUUUGACAACACAGAUCAUAUUGAAUACUCUAAAACUUUGCUUGGAGACGCUUAAAGAAAAAGGGAAUAUUAAAAGCAUUGAAAAUGACGAUCCAAAUACAUUUGCACGUUACAAAAGAUUGGUUAAUGUAGUUAAUCAUUCGAUAUGGAAGAUGCAACUGGUCUCAACUCUGUCGCCUGAUACAAGUCCUCUUCAGCUUAAGCUGUGCUUAGAUUACGUUGAAGUAGAUGAAAGCAGUGAAGACGAAGAGCGAGAGUUUGACCCGAAAGUGUUUCGAAAGAAACCCAAAAUGAAACGACGUCACACAAAUCCUAAGCCAGAAGUUGAGCAUGUUAUGCUCGCUUCUACAGUUUCUGCUUCAGAAGAUGCAUAUUCACUAAAGAAGAAUACGAUAGACUUCAUUUCAAUCAUGCUAGCGAAGCCAAAUUGUCUGGUGGCGUUGGCGCUGUACCAGAAUGACUUUUCAAAGGCGAAUCAGAUUUUAGAGAUGUUCGAUUUAUCAGAUUCAGAAAUCGCUACCGAAGUAACAUUUACCGAGCAAUUGAGGCAUUUGGUUGCGAAGAUAAAAAAUAUAAUUUGCUACAGAGAUUGUUCUCGCUACCCUUCUAAGGAAUUAUCUGCUCUUUCCGUUGUUUCGACCGAGGUCAUGGGCCUCGUCGAAGGAUUCCUGGCUUCAAAUCGAGCGCCCAACUCCUUUGAUAUUAUUGAGUUGGGCUCUCGACACCCGCAUUUGCAACUUUAUAACCAUCAAAAUGCUCCGUUCAUAAAUGCGGUUGACAUACUUUUGAGUAGCGGUCUCAAUAGAGAAAUUACAUACGGGCUCAUAAAUGUAGUCGAACGCAAACUGGCUGAAGUGAGAUGUAGCACGGAUGUCACGGCCGUUAAAAAGACUAAUUACAUCAGAUUUGUUGAAGAUAUAGCCAGCGUCACUUUCGAAAUUUUCGGCAACACGGAGAAAUCUUUCGAUUUCGUCGACAACGUUUGCGAAUUAGUAACCGAUUGCCGCAUCCCGAUCAAGCAUAAAGACUUCUGUAAAUUAAAUCAGCUAUCCAAAGAAUUGAGGCAGUGCUGCCUCGAUUUAGCAGACAUCGUGAAUCCUACCAAAGAAACAGUUAUAGAUGAAAAUUUACUACAGAAAUAUCACCAAAUCUAUAUGAAUGUUGUUGCCGCUUCAGAUAAAGACCUAUGUAACAUUGGCGAAGUGUCCCGUCAUGGAAACAAGAAAGCUAGAGUGCAUUACUUGAGAAAAUGUUACAUGUACGCGAAAUCUGUGGCACAAUUGGAACAAGAGGAUCGGCAAAAUGAAUCCUCAACCGAAGCACCAUAUUUUGCAGUACUAGAGAGACAAUUGCAUGAUAUAUUCGGUAAUAUGAUUAAUAACAAAGAAAUGCCCGUCACGUAUUUGGAGCCGAUAUGCAAGAAGCUAAACGUCAAUUUGAUUCCAAAGUUGAUCCUGAAUUUCUGUCCUUCCAUUACAUUAGCGGGGUCGUUGAGAGAAGCUAGUGAAGAGAACUUUAAUAAUCUUCUUCAAGUUGUGUUCAAUUUCAAGAAUUUAGAAGAGAAAUUAUUUGUAGAGCCUACUGCUGACUUUGCUCCGUUACCAAGAACCCCAGACCCGCAAUGUUUAACCUACGUUGUUUUACACAACUGGGUGCUCGCUCACAUCAUCAGGAAAAUUCACUCAAGCUUGAGCGAAAGCACGAGUCAGCAUAGUAUUGAUGCGAGAACGAAAUACCUUAAUAAAUACAUGGAUCUAGAAAGAUUUGAUAAUACCAAAGUUUUGUUUGCAAACAAUAAAUGUUUGGCUUCACUACAUACGAUUAUUGACUUGGAUAAAUUAUUUUUGUACAUGCCACAGUUACUUGAGUCGGGGAAGAUAUUGCAGUGCCUGAAAAUAAUCGACGCAUUGUCCGAAAGACAGCUAAUGUGUAGUGCGAAUUUGAUGAACUUGCGAGAUUUGAUGCUGUUUAAAAUAGCGACCAAUCCAAAAGUCCCUAACUGUUGGAAAUAUUGCCAAUACUUGAAAUGUUCCGAAUUGAAGUUUGAUUUAAUUCUGAACAAUUUAUCGUGCUGGCCUGCUGAAGGAGCAAUGGAAGCUAUAGACUAUCUGCGGUUCAUAUUGGAUCAAACGGCGGUGGAGGAAGGCUUAUACGAGAAAUGCAACGAAUGGAAAGUGAAGAUACCUAUUUAUGAACAGAUAUCUUCAAUAAUGGGUGCGAACCACUGGCACACAAUAUACGAGAAGUCGAUAGAAAACCCUGAGAGUAUAAUCGAGGUUUUAAUGGAUAGUCAACAGUUCAAGUUAUGCUUAGAGUGGGCAGACACGCACGAAGUGUCUGAACACAUGAAAAAUUUGAUAGUCGUCAAUCUUCUACGACAAUUCUUCGAAUACACAAAUCAGGCGACACCUUCCUUAAUACAAGACUUACUAACAAGGCUACCCAGCACUCAAGCUUUAGACUUGGUCGCUGACGAGAUAUCCAAGAUCAGAAAUAUAGAAAUACUCCAAGUUUGUAUAGACUUUCUAUCACAAAAUAGCACGACUUGGCGGUCCUUCGGAAACAUUAAAAUAGGAUUCCAAAUCAUGCUCGAAAUUGAAGCCAAUUCGAGACAUCUGUUUUGGGAUUUAAUAGAGAAACCUUUACUAAUGCUUGAGCAGCUCUUAAUGAAUGGUAAACUGGAAAUGUUGGCCCAAAUUAUAAACAAAAUUUCGCCGAAUCUGGAAAACGAUUUGAGCGGCGACAACCUUUACUACAACAUCAAGACUAUUGAGACGCUAUUGAUAUCUCGGAAUGCUGUCGAUAGUUUGCUGAGGUAUUACGCAGAAAAAGCCUUAGACAUGAAAAAUCCUCGACACACGUGUCCCUCGCCUCCCAAACCUUGGGACGAGUCCCUCCUCCAAUCCAUAGACUCUAUCAACAUCGAAGCCGCAUCCAAACCCUUCAUGAUGCCGGAACACGUGCCGUCGAAGGAGCAAUGGGUGGAGGAUUAUACUGUCGAUAGGUGCAUGCUGUGUAAAAUAUCCAUUUUCUCAAUGAUCAUUCGAAGGCAUCACUGCAGACGAUGUGGGAGACUGGUCUGUCACGCUUGUUCUAGGAGUCGGAUGCAGGUACCAUCUUACCCAAGCGGAGUCAAAUUCCGUGUCUGCGACGAUUGUUACACACAAACGAUGAACAGAAAAACAAAUUCCGAAUAUGACAACUUGAUGCUGAGCAGCAAUUCUGACUCCGCGGGCAGUGGCACCACUUGUAUGGACUGGUGUCUGUCCACCAACGCGACCAAGAACGAGGCUGUGAGAGCGGAGUUCAGCUAUGAGUUCACGCCUAAUGUCACACUUUGCCUGUCUAUUAUGAAGAUGCAUACCAUCAGUUUGGAUUAUCCAAGGUUUCUUCUAGACCGCAGCGACGAGGUAGCGCGCGAAUUAGCUAACGGGGGUGAUUCAAGGCUUUUGGUGCGAGCUCGACGCUCCUUGCUGCUAGCCGCUGCCGAGUUGUACUCGAGGGCUCCGAAUGAAAAGAGCGGUGGUAUCCGCGUGGCGGAGACGGGCGCGGCGCACGCCACUCGUUGUUUGGCGCACGCGGACGCGAUGGCCACACUAGUUAAACAUCAAGCACACCAUUUGGUCCCGCACCAGGGAGCGCAUCCAAGUCAAAUCGUCCGUUCGCUCCUCGAAGCCGAAAAAUGGGAGCUAGCAUUAGAAAUAGCAACAAAAUCAGGCCUUCCCAGAAACAGCGUACUUGCAGCUUGGGGCAAAGCUUGCUUAAAAGCCGGUUGCUUCAAGGAAGCCAGACGAAAAUUCGCUUUAUGCUUCAAAAACACACCAAUUUGCGUCGAUUUCGACGAAGUGGAGUAUGGAAAGGAAGCAUCUGAGUUCAACUUUGUAAAUAGGAGGUUGAAUCAUAUGAGGUCAUCUGAGAGGUCAAUAUCGACCUCUAGUGUGACCUCAGAGGGAAGAGGGAGGUCUAAUCCUCCGUUAUUAAAUGAAAUUAUCAGUAUGUUGGAGGAUAUGAACUAUCCUGUGAAUCAGCAACUGUUGGACAAGGCUGAGACCAUAAAGUCAACAAACGAGAGACUAUCAACGAUGAACACAAGUAAAAAGAAGAUCCAACUGACAGAACCGGCUCUAAACAUAAUGCACAUGUUAGCAAGCGUCAAAAAGAUCAAACAGGGCGACUAUAGUGACUUCCAAACCGCCAUAAUUCAACCUAAGAAAACCUUAGCACAGGAACUAUUAAGGCGGAACAACCAUACCGAAAUAAAAAUCGACCAUUCAAACAAAAAACUCGAUCCGUUCUUUUACAAAGAAUGUAUUUACUACCUAAGCAAUUAUGGAUCUCAUGUGGCGAAUAUAAUGUUUUAUAUGAAACACAGUAACCUGCGUGAGGUGAUACGAUACUGUUACGAUAAUAUGGUUGAGAAGGAAACAUUCACAGAGUCAGUGUAUAUGGAGUGUCUGAAGAGGAAUAAAGUGAAUGAUUUGUUGAAGGCAAUGGCUGAUAUAGACAGCACUUUGGAAAUGUGGUCGGAGUACAUAAUGCACAUCUGCCGCACACUGGAGAUCAGCAAGAAACUUGACGCACUGUACGCUCUACAAUGUGGCACGGGACAGCACGCGCGCGCCUCUGCGUCUUGCGCGCUACUGUACUCUCGCCCAAUACCGCCCGGCAACCCGCCCUUUGCCGUGCUGCAGGCCCGACAACACCACCUCGCUGCUGCGCUGCAUCACCUGAGCCAGUGCGUGCCCGUCACUAACAGAAUCAACGACCCAAAAUCAAUACAAUUCCAUCUAGACAAAGUGACAAUAGACAAUCUAAUGACCACCAUGUCUCGUCAAAUGGAACUAGCCAAGUACCUCGCAGCGUGUGAAGCCAGUGGCAGAUUGACGGAGAAGGUUGUGAGUGACGUCAUCCCCGCACAGGGUGGCAGGAAUGAGGGUGACUCGCGACCCUUGACCCUGUUUGGGUCGAAUACGGAUAAAAUAAGAAUCGUUGCUCUGGUGCUGGCGGGUGGACUGACCGUGGAAAGUGGAUUUGAUUUGGCUUUCAAGAUAGUGAGUGAGCACAAGUUGGACUCUAUGAAUAUCUAUAUACACGUAGCGAAGUACCUCGUCAACGCGGACCGCUUCAUGGAAGUCAAGACUCUCGCCAAAUGUAUCCGUGGCUCUAACGAAACUGCUGCUAGUCUGAUGAGCGACCAAGUGCUGGAAGCGGGCACGGCGGCGGUGGUGGCGCGCUGCGAGGCGCGCGGCCAGCUGCACGACGAGCAAGCGGAAUUGCUCAUCACUGACAUCUGCAGCCAUGCUAUCAAGAUAUCCUGUUACCUGGUGUGCCGGAACGUAAGCAGCGCUUACAUCCUGGCAGCCAAGCACGAGCGAACCAACGAUUUGAGGAAAGUGUUGCACGAGGCCGAGCGACUCGGCAACGAACAAGUCAGGAACGCUUGCCUCAAACGACUCACUUCCAAGAAUAUACUGGCAUAAACCAACUUAAGGGCUUCCGAGACAGGCAAGCUCGUACUUUUGUUUAGCUUGAUCAAGCAGCUUGAUGCUCCCGUCAAGCAGCGUGAGCCAGCAAAUGGCACUUUUCUUAUUUCCCGAACGUAGUGUCAAGCAAAAAUAUAAAAUUGCAUCAAACACCGUCAAGCACGUAAAUCCUUGACUCAAGUAUCAAGCAAACUUUGUAAAGUCAAAAUGUUUGUCAAGCACGUAAAUCCUUGACUCAAGCAUCAAGCAAACUUUGUAAAGUCAAAAUGUUUGGCUCAAGCAAAAACCUACAUGCUUGAUGUCAAGCUGCUGGACCGUCUCAUAAUCCCUUUAGACUAAAUAAGCUCUCUCCAUCUAGUAUUUUAUACUCUUAUUUCCUAGUGGAUACGUCAUAAAACAAAAGUGCUGUCUCAAUUUCAUAAUUUUAACACAGUUUAACGACCGUACAGUUCUAAAGAGCUUAGCAAGCAAACUCACAAAGAUACUGCGUUAACCUUGAUCAGAUUUGGUUGAGUAGAUUACCUCGUAUAAUAUAUUAUAUCAUGUAAUAACAAAGAUGAAGUUGAAGGAAGUGUUUUACGUCUUAACUGUACGUUCGCUAAACUGUGGUUUAGCGGUUUUUGCUGGGCUAAAAAAAUGAAUACAUGUUUAUAUAGAGUUUAUAUAAUUUUGUUGCCCCUGAAAAAACUGUUAGGUGCUAUUAAAAUAUAAAUGAUGUGAUAAAAUAAUUUACUCUCUGUAAAUAAAAUCAAAUUACGAUAUUAUAUUAUAUUAUAUAAAAAAUGCUUUAAGUAGUAAAUACAGACCUGUUUUUAUUUCAAUUUAAAAAUCAAAUCAAAUGUAUUGUUAUAACAGUUGACGAAAUGAAAACUAAAUUAAGAUACCAAAGUUGUUCCUUUUCCAUUCCAAACCAAAAAGGCAAGGAUGAGUUGAGUUAGUAAAGUCCAUUUUAAAGUUUUAUGUUAUAUGCUGGGUAAAUAAUUCCAAACUAUAUUUAUACUACUGGUAUGAUCGACUGUGUCCGACUUUGUCUUUGACUUUUUUUAGACUUAUUGGCAGCCUAAGCAAAGUGACGCGUCUUUUCUAUAUUAAUCAUUGUCUGAUAAUGAAAAUGAAAUCAUAAGGAGGAAUUCAUUUCUAUUUCAUAAUGAAAGGAAAAUUCCACAUAAAUUAAAGUAGGUACAUACUUACAUUAAUGAAGACCUAAGACUACAGGCUUAUGAUGAAAUUACAUGAGUAUGAUGAAAUCAUGAAAAUGUAACUUAUUUAGUAAAGCUAAGCUAUUUAGUUUGAAACGAUUUGUAAAUGAUGCGUCGCUGAACUUCCGUCUAAUACGCUAAUAUACUGAGCCUUAUAUUUACUCAUUAUUUGUAUGAGUUACCUGACAUUUUCUCUCAAAGAAAUUUCGCAAUGGAGUUGCUUUAAUUAUGUUAUACAACAAAUUAUAUUCAAUAAUUAUUAUUAUUAGUAAAUAAUUAACGUUAGCUUUUAUGUACCUACAUAAAGGUUUGUAUUGUAUUGUUAAUUUGUUUAUAUUGGUCUCAUCUUGUGAUAUAAAAUGUUGGUAAGAUCUAAAAAUAAAAUUAUACU